Vespa velutina is the source of this 1287-nucleotide messenger RNA. It is a transcript of the gene RpL21, whose product is annotated as 60S ribosomal protein L21. The transcript has 2 exons. Bases 158 to 637 code for a protein of 159 amino acids. Gene Ontology annotation, biological process: translation. The record is from RefSeq and is a predicted model, not a curated record. Gene Ontology annotation, molecular function: structural constituent of ribosome. Gene Ontology annotation, cellular component: cytosolic large ribosomal subunit; ribosome. Lineage: Eukaryota; Metazoa; Arthropoda; Insecta; Hymenoptera; Vespidae.
GCUUUACUUUCAGCCAAUCAAAUUUACUGGUUGAAGGUGCCAUUGAACAGAGAAAAUAUUAGACGCAAUAUAUAUGCCAUCUUAGAAUAAAAAUUCAGCGAGGUUCUUUCUUUUCCGACGAGCUACGCUAUCAUUUUUGUUCAUAGAGUCUUAAAAUAUGACCAACUCCAAAGGUUAUCGUCGUGGUACAAGGGAUUUGUUUUCCCGAAAAUUCCGCAAACAUGGAACUAUUCCUCUGUCCACGUACAUGAAAGUGUACAAAGUUGGUGAUAUAGUUGACAUCAAGGGCAAUGGAGCUGUUCAAAAAGGAAUGCCAUAUAAGGUUUAUCACGGGAAGACUGGACGUGUAUUUAAUGUCACACCUCAUGCUCUUGGAGUUAUUGUUAACAAAAGGGUGCGUGGACGCAUCAUUGCAAAACGUAUUAAUGUGCGCAUUGAACAUCUUACUCACUCAAAGUGCAGAGAAGAUUUCUUAAAACGCGUGAAAGAAAAUGAAAGGCUUAGGAAAGAAGCAAAAGAAAAUAAAGUUCAAGUUCAACUUAAAAGACAGCCUGCUGAACCAUCUAAAGCUCAUAUUGUAUCAGGACGUGAGGCACCUAUAUUACUUGCACCUAUUCCUUAUGAAUUUAUUGCUUAAAGCUGCAAUAAAUAUGUUUUAAAAUAUAAAUUAUCUUUAUUGCUUAAUGCCCUUAGAUAUAUAAAUCAGGAAUUUAAUUAAUAAGAAUUAAUAUUUAUAGUCAUAAAGUUCUUUAAUUCUCACUUAUAUCUUAUAUAAGAUUAGAUAAUACUUCUUUUCAGAUAACAUAGUAUAAUAACAUUCAUAUAACAAAUAAUAAACAAUUGUUUUUUUACGUAGGAAACCAAUUCCCAGAUUAAUAGUUUAGCAUUGGCAUUUUUUUAAUAAAAAAGAAAAAAGAUUCAUAUACAUAUUAAUUUUUAGAAAUAAAAUCUCUCAACUGUACAGUUAAAAUGUGUAGAAAUUAAUUUAGAGAAUUACAUUAAUUUUAAAUGAUAAUGACUAUACUUAACAUAACUUCUUUUGUUAUGUUGAAUGGUUUUUAACUACAAUCUCUCGAUUGAUAAAACAAAAUAUAUCCAGUUUCUGAACUCUUCUGUAUAUCUGAGGUGAGCCCAUAGAAAUCCUCUAUAGUUGAUGCAUCAAUUUUCUAAAAAAUAUGAUUAAGUUAAAUUAAAUAUAUUCAUAGCUAAAAUAAUAAAUGUAUAUACUUUAUUUCUUAUGAGAAUAUAUCUUCUAAGGGUAUUUAAAAUAUAUAAUUUUUGUAUAAA